Messenger RNA from Ruditapes philippinarum (Manila clam), 702 nucleotides. RefSeq lists its product as uncharacterized. Gene Ontology annotation, cellular component: cytosol. The record is from RefSeq and is a predicted model, not a curated record. Gene Ontology annotation, molecular function: kinase activity. NCBI's taxonomy places the organism in Eukaryota, Metazoa, Mollusca, Bivalvia, Venerida, Veneridae.
AUAGGAUUAUAUUUUAAUGUUUUGUCAUGAUUUUUUCAGAUUUUUAGUGAAAGUUCUUGCACUGAUAUAUUUGGCAUUUCAAAACAGAGAAUUUAGAGAUGGAAACACAAAAAUAUCACAUUGAUCUUAUUGUAAAGUUUGGAGGAAGUGCUAUAACAGACAAGAGCAAACUGGAAACUCUUAAUGAAGAAUCACUAACCAGAGCUGUGGAACUGAUAAGUCUUUGUUAUAAACAGAACCUAACAUGCAUUGUUGUUCAUGGGGCUGGGUCAUUUGGCCAUCACCAAGCUAAAGAAUUCAAGGUCAACUCUGGCUGGCAUCAUAUAAAGGAUGGGAAUGAUAUAGAGCUUGUUAAGACAGGUUUUCUGUCUCACAAGGAAUCUGUUACUAUGUUAAAUCACCAUGUGGUCAAUAGUUUGCUGAAACAAAAUAUUCCUGCUGUAGGCUUAUCAGUAUGUGGAGGCUGGGUGACAGAAAAUGGUGAAGUUGUGAAGCGUGAUAUAGAAUCUGUAACUGAUUUGAUAAGGAACGGAUUUAUUCCAGUGUUACAUGGUGACUGUGUAUUAGACCGUGCCAAAGGUAGCAACAUUCUUAGUGGCGAUACUAUAAUUCAGACAUUUUCAGAAGUGUUCAUUGUCAACAGAGUAGUUUUCUUGACCAGUGUUAAAGGUGUUUAUGAUUGUCCACCAGCAGAUCAUUCUG